UACAACAAAUAAUGCCAUAUAAUCAAAUGUAAAUAUGAGCAACAACAAUAACAAAGCCAGAAUGCAACAAAUUUGACAAGACUACACAUGAAAUCAGUGUAGAAAAAACCAAGGAUAUAACAACUUUUUAUUUGUUUUUACCAGCAAUUUUCCAAUUUCAUUAGAAAAGCGAAAGAAAGUAUAUAUACUUUUCGCUAACACUGAAAAAUAAAACAACAAAACAGAAAAUUAAAACAAAUGUGGAAAAUGGUUGAUGAUAUAAUUGAGUGUGAUGAAUGCGGCAGUCCUUUAGGACCACCGCCACAAUUUCUUAUACCACCACCACCCAGGCCACCUUUUUUAGACGAACAGAACCUGAACAGAUGCAAUGAAGAAGAGCUGAUACGAAAAGCUCAACAGUAUUGGGAACAAGAUAUGUGCGAGGCAAUACCGAUAUUCGAUGCAAGUUUCUACAGUAGUCAGUCGCUGCAAACAUCUGCAAUGAUAGCUGUAUUCUCAUUGCUACUUGUUCUAGUCGUUUUAAUAUCAUCGCUUUUUAUAUGGAAAAAUAAGCGAAAAGUUCAAAAUUUCCUGCCAUGCAAAACACCUACACGUGGCCCACAUAUGAAUGGUAACUUACCAUUAGGUGGCAGUCACUCGCUGACAUACGAAGAUCCUGAUGCUCAUUUGGGUCAUCAUCGACCGCUUGUUAUGCGACAUCAUCACAAUGUUGAGAUAAUGCAUGGUAAAAGCAUACAUUAUCCUAGUGGUUAUCCUAUGACUCGAUCACCGCCCUUUUUGGUAUCAUCUUCGCCAGGUCCAGAUCCUUAUCGUUCACUUGAUAAUGUUUAUGAAGAGCUUGGUCCUGCACGUGAUUCAGAUGCUGAUUCCGAACCGCCACUACACUCUGAUGAUGACUUCGCUGAAGACGAACUCUCAUUGCCUGGAGAGCAUUCUUUCAACAAAUCCACUGCAUCAGAAGCAGCGUCAAAUUUACCUGGCGUUGCAACAAUAUAUCAUGAACGUACAACAGCUAAUUCAAAUGCGCCUGAACGAAACAGUGUAUUAUCUACAUCCUCUUCCUCGCAAGAGUGUUCUACUGUCACAGCAGCUUCUUCCAGUUCAUCACACAAUAAUAACUCACAUCAUCAAUCGAAUAGCAAUAAUGAUAACAAUAAUUCCACGACAAGUAAUAAUUCCGCGACUGGUAGUACACGUGGUGCUUGCGGUGGAUUACUAUCCAGCGUCUUAAGGCACACAACGGGUCGCAGUAAAUUGCAUAAUGGAGCGCGUACAAAAACACAUCGUCACAACACUCAAAGUGUGGAUGAUAUAAACACUUCGACCUCCACAGCAGACACCACGGACAUGGGUGCCAUACAGCAUAUGUACGAUAAACGCUGCAAUUUAAUGUCUUUAGCUUAUGUACCAGGAAAUAUGCCGCAACACCAGCAGCAGCAACAACAACAACCUCAUGCCUACCACAGUCUACAUCAUAUCAAUAAUAAUAGUGCACAUAAUACAAGAUUACCGCAAUUUUACAAUACACUCGAAAGUGAAGUAGAUCGACGAAAUCGUAUCAAUGCACAACUAUCACAACCACACGCUGUAGCUACAAUAUUCCGUGAAAGACUGCAACAUUUAGCACAAAACUCCAGAUAUCCACAGCCAUAUUACACCACACAAAAUAGUAAUAAUAGCAUACUACGUGGCUCACUAACAACACGCACCAAUCCACGUACAUUUGAACGACGUCAUCAAAUAGCACCUCCACAUUCUCUUGAACCCGUUUACGGUUAUGCGGAACCACUUUAUCAAUCUAACUACAAUUACGAUACCUGUCAUGCAGCGACUCAACCACGAGUUACUGCUCAACAUGCUGCCUAUCCUAACUAUAUUACUACAGACUAUGCCAACAACUCCAUUUAUCAUACAGCGCAUGCACCACAUGCAUAUCAUAAUUCUACGCACUUGUACUCACGCGGUGACUCCAGUUUUGGUUCAGAUUCAGGUUAUAGUCAUCAUACGCCACCUUCUUCCAUUGGGCGUCAUGAUUACGAUAUGACAUAUACAAUGCCCUCAGCCAAUGUACAGAAACCUGCCAAUAAACUAACGACAGCGCUGAAUUUCAGUUGGAAUCGGCGUAAGGCAAAUACAAAUGUGCCUGUUGCACUCAAAGUUGAACACACAGCGAGUAUGCAUGCUCCUAGCGAAAGUUUAGAAGCGACAAGUCCUAAUAACAAUAGUUCCAGUUCGACAGUUACCUCUACAUUGGAGAAUUCUUCAACGUACUCGAAUACGAAUGCCACCACAACUACAUCUGCGAUGCUGCAGAAAAACAACAAUUCGAUAUCGGAGGCGCAUGCGUAAAUCCUUGCAUUCACUGAAGUUUUUAAUAGUCAUUUUAGUAGUAAGAAAUAUAAAAAAUUAAAUGUUUUAUAUAUAUGACCUCAGCUAAAACUUAUUUCCUCAUAGACGCUUAUAGGUUUGACAAUCUUCGAUUGUCA
This is a messenger RNA of Teleopsis dalmanni, 2486 nucleotides long. RefSeq names its product protein kinase 4 (gene pxb). The record is from RefSeq and is a predicted model, not a curated record. Lineage: Eukaryota; Metazoa; Arthropoda; Insecta; Diptera; Diopsidae. The coding region runs from base 238 to 2349 and encodes 703 amino acids. The transcript has 4 exons.